Messenger RNA from Hibiscus syriacus, 925 nucleotides. RefSeq names its product phenylacetaldehyde reductase-like. The transcript is spliced from 5 exons. The record is from RefSeq and is a predicted model, not a curated record. Lineage: Eukaryota; Viridiplantae; Streptophyta; Magnoliopsida; Malvales; Malvaceae. Gene Ontology annotation, molecular function: oxidoreductase activity, acting on the CH-OH group of donors, NAD or NADP as acceptor. The coding region runs from base 209 to 889 and encodes 226 amino acids.
AUGUUUUCUCAUGUAAUUAACUGUCCUACACACGUUUCCAAAGAAAUCAGAACUCUUGCUUGCACUUGAUGGAGCAAAGGAAAGGCUCCAUUUGUUCAAGGCAGAGCUACUGGAGGACGGCGCUUUCGAUUCGGUAGUCGAUGGAUGCGUAGGAGUUUUCCACACAGCAUCUCCUUUUUAUCACAAUAUUAAGGAUCCUCAGGCUGAAAUGGUUGACCCAGCUUUGAAGGGAACACUUAAUGUUCUUAGGUCGUGUGCUAAGGUUCCGUGGAUUAAACGUGUUGUUAUAACAUCUUCAAUUGCAGCUGUUGUGUUUAACGGAAAGCCUCUUGGUCCUGAUAUUGUUGUUGAUGAAACUUGGUUCUCAGAUCCCAAUUACUGUGAGAAAUCAGAGCUUUGGUAUGUCCUUUCUAAGACGUUAGCUGAGGAUGCUGCUUGGAAGUUUACAAAAGAUAAUGGCAUCGACAUGGUUUCAAUAAAUCCAGGGUUGGUGAUCGGACCUCUCUUACAGCCAACUGUUAAUACAAGUGUGGAGCCGAUUUUGAAACUUAUUAACGGGCCUGAAACAUAUCCGAAUGCAACAUAUCGAUUAAUAGACGUUAGAGAUGUUGCGAACGCACAUGUACUAGCAUUUGAGAAUCCUGCAGCUCAUGGAAGAUACCUUUUAGUUGAGAGAGUUAUGCACUGCUCGGAAGUUGUGCAGGUUUUACACAAGCUUUACCCUGCUCUUCGUCUUCCUGAAAAGUGCGCAGAUGAGAAGCUAGUUAUGCCGGUGUUUCAGGUGUCGAGGGAGAAAGCAAAGACUCUAGGCAUUAACUUUACCCCACUGGAGGUGAGUGUAAAGGAUACGGUUGAAAGCCUGAAGGAUAAGAAGUUAUUCAGUGGGUGAAUCAUGGCUAUACGGGGGAUUAAUUGAUUAUUCUGA